Messenger RNA from Iphiclides podalirius (scarce swallowtail), 648 nucleotides. Lineage: Eukaryota; Metazoa; Arthropoda; Insecta; Lepidoptera; Papilionidae. The record is from the annotation of a GenBank genome assembly.
AUGUAUCGUUUGAACGGAUUGGGUUCCCCUUUAAGCACCGGCAGCACCAUAUCGACAGCCUCCAACAGUCCGCCGCCGGCGCAGGCGGGUAUGAGCGGGGGCGCGGGGGGCACCAGCGGCGCGGCGCGCCCCUCCUCACCGCCCGCCCCCGCGCCUCGCUGUUGCGAUACCGGCCGACCUAUUUUCCAAGACCCUAUCACAGGACAAACAGUCUGCUCAUGCCAGUACGAGUUCCUCAACUACCAGCGUUUGGCAUCAGGCGUCCCCCUGUCGAUGUAUAGCGCUCCAUACUCCGACGCCGCAGCUGCCACGGCCGCCGGCAUGGCCGCCUACUUCCCGGCCCUCGCCGCUGACCAGCCACCUUUCUACACGAAUGCUGCCGCUGGAAUCGAGCUGAAGGAGAAUUUGGCGGCGAGUGCAGCCAGCUGGCCCUAUCCGACAGUCUACCAUCCCUACGACGCGGCGUUCGCAGGAUACCCUUUCAAUGGAGUAAAAUUAUGCCCCGAGAAACUUUUGCUAGCCGCGAUAAACACCUGUAUUUCUGGCGCCGCGGAUAGCCUCGUUCUAUACGAAAAUCGCGGUCUCGCGCGCCAACCGAAAGACCUGAAACGAAAACAAUGUGACUACAGAGUUGGGAAGGAGAUGGCG